GGGGUCCUGCAGAGGCUGCAGCUGUCUCCUCAGAGCUCAGAGUCCUCUCAGCCCAGCUCACCCCAACAAAGGGCUGUUGUGUGGGGGGAGGGCUAUCCCUGCAGGGCUGGUGGAGGUGGGGCCCUGAGGGCCUAUCAGGCUCCCUGUGGCUUGCCCUUCUCCCCACCAAUCAGGAGCCAGAGGAGAGCAGUGUUUAGGUCACCCUGGCCUUUGGUGCUGAUUUGUGGUGCCUGGACCUGCCCUGCCCAGGCUCCAGGGUGCCCUCCUUAACCCCCCUUCUCCAGAUACCCGGCUUUGGGUCUUGUAGCACUGAGCUUGGACCAAGCAAGGUCCAACCACAACAUUCUUAAAGCCUCCAGGCCACGGUUCAUCCAGGGAGGGGCUGGAUGGAACCUCGGUCUUGGUACCUCGCCCUCUUCCCCCCAGCAACCCUGAAGAUUCCCAAAGUCUGGCUCAGUUACCUGGGCAGUUGGCUGGCUGGCCCAAACAAAAACAGGGGGGGCCUUGGCUGGGCCCUGGGGGGUAAUCUGAGGCCCCAGGCUAUCCCCAUCCAGCACAGCCAACCCUCAGGGCUGCUGGACCAAAACUGUGGCCCACCCCUUCUCCCCAGAGGUUCUGAACCUAGCGUGUGUCCCUACCCCCCAUGUGGGUCUCUGGCUUCCCUGUCAUGGGGACACUAGGCGGGUACUGGGCUCUGCACCAAGCUCCGCCUGCCUCCUCACCCAUUUGUGUGGCUCCCUGGGGCAGAACUGUGCAGACUGGUGGGGCGGGGCCCCGCUCCUUCUGCCCUUUCUGUCCCUUUUAGUGGGGCCAGCAGGCUGCCACAAAGAGGGUGCUUUCUCACUCUGAGCCCCCUUUCCCAGCUCUGGCUUACUGAGUCCAGACCUGGCUUUCCUCACCCCACUUGUGGAGUCUGCCACUUCCUGAGCCCCCUCCCUGCCUGGUCUGAGCAGGAUCAUGGCCGCGAGAGCAGGUGGCCACAGCCAGGCUGCAAUGAAUGGGAUGAAAGAGAAGGUGCUGACGCUGGACACUAUGAAUCCCUGUGUCCGGAGGGUGGAGUAUGCUGUUCGAGGCCCCAUAGUGCUGCGAGCACUGGAGCUGGAGCAGGACCUUCGCCAGGGUGUGAAGAAGCCUUUCACUGAAAUCAUCCAUGCCAACUUGGGGGACGCACAGGCCAUGGGGCAGAAGACCAUUACCUUCUUCCGCCAGGUCCUGGCCCUCUGUGUACACCCGGACCUCCUAAACAGUCCCCACUUCCCUGAGGAUACCAAGAGAAGGGCAGAGCGCAUCUUGCAGGCUUGUGGGGGUCACAGCCUGGGAGCCUACACCUUCAGCGCAGGCAUCCGUUUGUUCCGCGAGGAUGUGGCCCAGUAUAUAGAGCAGCGUGAUGGAGGCAUUCCCUCGGACCCCAACAACAUCUUCCUGUCCACAGGGGCCAGCGACGCCAUCAUGACGGUGCUGAAGCUGCUGGUGGCUGGAGAAGGCCGCUCUCGCACAGGAGUGCUCAUCCCCAUCCCUCAGUACCCGCUGUACUCCGCGGUCCUGGCUGAGUUCAACGCGGUGCAGGUGGAUUACUACUUGGACGAGGACCGUGCAUGGGCGCUUGACAUAGCUGAGUUGCAGCGGGCGCUGCACGAGGCUCGCGGGCACUGCACCCCUCGUGCGCUCUGCAUCAUCAACCCCGGCAACCCCACUGGGCAGGUGCAGACCCGGGAGUGCAUCGAGGCUGUGAUCCGCUUCGCCUUCGAGGAGCGUCUCUUCCUGCUGGCUGAUGAGGUGUACCAGGAUAACGUGUACGCCGACGGCUCACGGUUCCACUCAUUCAAAAAAGUGCUCAUGGAAAUGGGGCCACCCUACUCAACGCAGCAGGAGCUGGCCUCCUUCCACUCCAUCUCCAAGGGCUACAUGGGCGAGUGUGGCUUCCGCGGAGGCUACGUGGAGGUGGUGAACAUGGACCCCAAGGUACAACAGCAGAUGCAGAAGCUGAUGAGCGUGCGGCUGUGCCCCCCGGUGCCGGGCCAGGCCGUGCUCAGCAUGGUGGUCAGCCCGCCCGCGCCCUCCGACCCGUCCUUUGAGCAGUUCCAGGCGGAGAGGCAAGCAGUGCUGGCCGAACUGGCAGCCAAAGCCAAGCUCACAGAGCAGGUCUUCAACGAAGCCCCCGGCAUCCGCUGCAACCCGGUGCAGGGCGCCAUGUAUUCCUUCCCGCGUGUGCAGCUGCCUGCGCGGGCGGUGCAGCGUGCGCAGGAGCUGGGCUUGGCCCCAGACAUGUUCUUCUGCCUGCGCCUGCUGGAGGAGACCGGCAUCUGUGUGGUGCCCGGGAGCGGCUUCGGCCAGCGGGAAGGCACCUACCAUUUCCGGAUGACCAUUCUGCCCCCCAUGGAGAAGCUGCGCCCCCUGCUGGAGAAGCUGAGUCAGUUCCACGCCAAGUUCACCCGUGAUUUCUCCUGAACCCUGGAGUGCUCCUUGGGACCUUGAUGCUGGACUGAUAAUGCCCAGGGCCUUGGGGGGGAUUCUCUCUAGAGAACUCCUGACUUGCUCCUGAGCCCCUGCUCCUGCAGUCCCCCCAAUAAAACUGUGAGGCACUC
Erinaceus europaeus (western European hedgehog) is the source of this 2585-nucleotide messenger RNA. RefSeq names its product glutamic--pyruvic transaminase (gene GPT). Gene Ontology annotation, biological process: biosynthetic process. Lineage: Eukaryota; Metazoa; Chordata; Mammalia; Eulipotyphla; Erinaceidae. The transcript has 11 exons. Bases 958 to 2448 code for a protein of 496 amino acids. The record is from RefSeq and is a predicted model, not a curated record. Gene Ontology annotation, molecular function: L-alanine:2-oxoglutarate transaminase activity; pyridoxal phosphate binding.